AUUGUACGUCAUGGGAAAUUUUUGGUUGCUAUUGUACGUCAUGGGAAAUUUUUUCAACGUGGUGUUGACAAAGAUUUUGAAAUGCCGGCAGGUAGGCAAUCACUAUAUAUAUCACAACGAAACUGAAACGGAAAUAUCCUUUCACUCUACGAAACCAGUGGAAGGGCCAAAUAAUAUAACUAAUAAGAAUGGAAAUGUAUUAAUUAAUGUAAAUGGGAAAUUUUUGGUUGUUAUUGUACGUCAUGGGAAAUUUUUUCAACCUGGUGUUGACAAAGAUUUUUGAAAUGCCGGCAGGUAGGCAUUCACUAUAUAUAUCACAACGAAACUGAGUUGAAUCAGAAUAGUGCUGAGUUGAUUCAGAACAGAGCUGAGUUGAUCAUUAGUGGAGUCUAAAAACUAAAUCUUUGAAAAGCAAGUAAGUUAGAAGAAUUAUUUUAUACAGUAUGAAAGUUUUAUUUAUUGUGCACUGCAGAGUUUUCGCAUAAUAUGUAUAGUUACUGCAUGCUUUUUAACUGCGAGACUUAGCUCGAUUCAUACCUAAUUUUACAGAGGGACUAUAAGUGACGUUACACGUCUAAUUAUCAUAGUACGCAACACUAGAUUUUUAGAAACCUAAUUUUUUUGGCUUAGGGAACUCUAUGUUUGCAAUGGUGAUUUCAACUUGAUCUACGAAUGAUUGAGUUGUCCAAGGACCAUCAAAAUUGCACAAGUGCGAUGAACGGGUGGAGUUUGAACUCUUUAAAAAAAGAACGAGUGUUUGUUGAACGAGAAAACAUACUAUUACUUAUGCAAAACACGUACUCGGCUUACAUUUAUAAUGAAACACAUUCGAAAAAUUUUACUCACUUAUUUGAAUGGCAUGCAUUCCUACUUAAUAAGUUUUUAACUGUCAGAAAUUGAUCGAUAAAAUUGCACUACCCUUAGCCAAUCAGAAACGAGUAAUUUUCUCAUGUAUGUCAUCAAGUGUGCUAUAUAUGAUAGCAGUUUAUUAAUAGAGUCGGCGUUAAUUUUCUUUCUUUGCACAGAAUGUCGCAGAGUAUCAAACUUUACAACGCAGACGGCAAUGCCAAGCUUUUUCACACAAGUUACGGUGAUUUGAAAAACACGGACAUAUACAUAAAGGCUGAGGUUAUUAGCGGCAAGUGGAUUUUGUACCGGACAGCAGACUACAACAAAAGUCUCCAAACUGGCGCACGUCCGUACGAACACGUGGUUUUGUCGACGGCUGAUAAAAAAGUGGUUGAUAUAUCUGACGUCAACGGUUCUUUGUUCCAUGUACCAAGUGCUGUGCAGGCGUUGAUGUUGUUUGAAUUCAAUUAUUACGGGGGAGACAAUCGGGUUAGUGCAACAAGACUUUACUUUCCUUAAAUAUAUUGGUUAGGAAGGCAUUUUGCCUAUGAAUUUGUUACACUGAAUGUUGACCUCGAUGUGGAAAGCCUGAUUACUAGUUUGAAAUUUAAUUUCAAUGCAUUUUGUCAUGUAUCUUUUGUCUCUCGAACAGGAAUACGUUGAAGAACAUGGAGAUCUCGAAGACUUCCCAAAAGGGGCCAGGUCUUCUAUGGUGGGUAAGGACAACGAUUGGCAAGUGUACCCAAAGGCAGGCGAUCAGGGUACACCACAAAAAUUGACCAGGGGAACUGAUUACCAAACAACUGCCGACAUGAAGGUGCCAGUGGUGAAAAGCAUUAAACCAUUUACCUAGUGACAUUUUAGACAUCAAGGUGGCAAGUAUACAGCUCAAUGAAGCUUCAGUAGAAAUACCUUGUAGUGUUUUUGGUUCAAUUGGACUUGUUUUGAAGUAAUUUACAAUGAUUCAGCCUUCUUUAUAGCUUGUAAUUUGUUUUGUAUCAAGAAUUUAUUAAAACAAUUUUUGUCUGGUGUACGAAGUGGCUGUUGAGUUUAUGAACAUUAGUGAUUGAAGACGGAAUUUUCAAACGUAAAUUUCUACACACUGUUAAACCUAACGAUGAGGAGCAGUUGCGAGAAAUGAAUCGAACCUGCAGCCCUGCGAUUCCGAAUAGCUUCAAAAUAUCACUAUCCGGUAUUCGUUCAACC
Paramuricea clavata is the source of this 2055-nucleotide messenger RNA. NCBI's taxonomy places the organism in Eukaryota, Metazoa, Cnidaria, Anthozoa, Malacalcyonacea, Plexauridae. The record is from the annotation of a GenBank genome assembly.